Molecule: messenger RNA, 1218 nt
Organism: Carassius carassius (crucian carp)
Lineage: Eukaryota; Metazoa; Chordata; Actinopteri; Cypriniformes; Cyprinidae
Gene: cd247
Product: CD247 molecule
Exons: 8
Coding region: 154-552 (132 amino acids)
Biological process (GO): cell surface receptor signaling pathway
Cellular component (GO): membrane
Molecular function (GO): transmembrane signaling receptor activity
Source: RefSeq, a predicted model, not a curated record
UAAGAGAGCAGAUCACAGUGUCUUUGAGUCAAACACACACACGCACGCACGCAUCUCAAAGCUGCGGCCUGUCAGACAGACAGAGGGAUAAUAAUUGCACCAAGUGCAGCAUCUGCCGUGAUCGUCCUGCUGUCCAUCACACCUGUGUCAGCAAUGUCGAUGUAUGAUCCUAGUUACUGUUACAUCCUGGACGGAUUACUGCUUCUGUACUGCAUCGCCAUCACUGCUUUCUUCGUGCGUGAGCGAUGUUUCAAGAAGAAAAGCAACGUGGAGCAAGACUCUUUGUAUCAGCCAGUUAAUAAGAGCGGCCAGUCGGCUUACGACGUACUGACGCAGCGAUCGACUGAAGAAGGUCGAUCCGGAGGGGGACGCAGGCGAGGAGACGACAGCACUUACACGCCUCUGCAGAAAAAGACAGACGACACGUACCGUGAGAUUGAGACGAAGCCGGGCCGCCGCCGUCCUGAUCAGGUUUAUCAGGGUUUGAGCUCCAUGACUAAAGACACGUAUGAUUCUCUGAACAAGCAGCCGAUUCACCCGCCGCCUCGUUAAAUGCUGAUUCUCCACAAACCGGCCGUCAGGAUCACAGUCCAGUGCAGAUUCAGCCACUUAACACCUUCAUUCACUCGUGUCUUUGAUUUCAGUCCAGUAGUUUUUUCCCCUACAUACUCCAGUGACUAUUCAAUGUUUUUACAGUGACUGUGUUUAUUGUUUCUCCACUUCGUGAAUUAUAGAAUUUCAUAACGAACCCAAAAGUCCCACAUGUAUAGUAUAAAUCAUUAUAAAACCAAACCUGACUGAAGACCAAACUUUUACACAUUGUAAGAUUCAACUAAUUCACAGUGCAAUGAGACCUUUGUAACUCUCAACGAUUUUCAAUAACGCCAUUUGGUAACACUUUACAAUAAGGGUUCAUUUGUUAACAAACGACGAAGAAUAAAUCUAUAAUAUUUAUUCAUCUUAAUGUUGAUCUCAGGAUUUACCAAUUCAUUUUAAGAUAAAAAGUUGUGUGUUAACAUUAGUUAAUGAACUGUAAACUAACAUUAAAAAUGUUAUUAUCAUUAACAAAGGUCAAUGUUGUAAAUGAUAUCUCACACAUUGUAAAUGUUAAUGCAUUAAUAAUGUUGAUAAAUGAGACCUUAUUGUAAAUUAUUACCUUGAUAUUCUGUAUGAUUUAAAAAAUGCAUUAUCUUGUGAUGAAAUAUGAUCCGCAGGUUA